AUGGUCAACCAAGAUAAUUGCUGUAAGUAUCCAUCGGUUGCGUUUCUCGUGUACGUGCAAGUUGAUACUCAGCAGAGCCUUACCGCCAAUGAUCUCUUGAAGAAGAUACGAAUGUACGCUGUUGGGUUUCAACAACAUGGCUUGAAGCCUGGCUCGAGGGUAUGCACCCACAUCCGGAACACCAUCGAAAAUAUAGCCGCAGGAAUGGCGGUUGUAUUCGCUGGAGGGACACUUGUUAUGGCGAAGGCCUCCUACGUUGCAAGGGAAGUAUUAUACACGAUUAGAGACAGCGAAUGUGAUUACAUCCUAACAGACAUGGAUACCGCUCCAAAUCUUCUCAAAAUUACCAUGCCAUCAACUAUAAAGCCGAGUCGUCUCUUUUCGACUUCGCAGGAGCUGUUCUGUGUUGGAAGAGUUCCCGGUUUUAUUGACAUCCUCGAGUUCCAAGACUACUCGGAGGCUAGUCUGAAGCCCCACAUUCCUGCUGACACAACGGAGGAGGUCGUCGUGAUGCUGUACACAUCCGGAACCACGGGCCUUCCAAAAGCCGUGCAAGUCUCCCACAAAGCUUACGUCUCCUGCUACCGUACUUUAAUGGCUUCAGGUCUUUUUCUUGAAGAUGACGCAAUUCUUGCCUGGAAUCCCUUCACCCACGCCUCCGGGUUUGUGAUCGACACCAUCUGCGUGUGCCUGGGAGCAACGGUGAUAGUUACGGAGCCUUCCCUAUCGUGCACAGAUUUCUUGGAAACUCUUUCUACACAUCAAAUAUCUGUGAUUUUCGCAUCUUCUGAAAGGCUACGGGAGAUUCUCAACGAAGCGAGAACAAACAACCAUCCAGCGGUGGGUCUGAAGAAGAUUAUAGUCGGAGGGACGGCGCUCGCCGAAUCUCUAGGAACAGAGUUAUGCAAGUUCUUUGGUGUGAACUCGUUCGUAAACUUCUACGGCUUGACUGAAGCGUUUCCUCUUGUAAGCUGCACUCCUCCUGGAAAAAUCUCCAUGGACAACGUCGGCGUUCCGUGUGCUGGCACCAAAGUCAAGAUUAUCGACCUCUCCAGCGGAGUUUCUCUUGGCGCUUAUCAAAAAGGCGAGAUCGUGGUUCAGAGCAAAACCCUUAUGAAGGGAUACUACGGUCGUCCGGAAGCUACUCUAGAAGUCCUGAGCCGCGAUGGCUGGCUCCGCACGGGGGAUCUCGGGUACUAUGACAGUAAUGGACAGAUCUACAUCGUAGAUCGGAUCAAGCAGAUGAUAAAAUGUAUGGGGAACAUUGUAACUCCUGCCGAGUUGGAAGAAAUCUUGACCACACACGAGGCGGUUCUGGAAGCCGCUGUGGUCGGCAUACCCAGUUCGAAGUACGGGGAGGCUCCGGUCGCUUGUGUCGUUGUCAAGGGAUCCCAGGAAGAAGGCCUAGAAAGUCUGGAACAAGAACUGAAAGAACUCGUAGCAGGUCAAACAGCGACCUUCAAGCAUCUGUACGGCGGCGUGGUUUUUAUGAAUUCUCUACCGAAAUCAGAAAAUGGGAAGAUUCUGAGGCAGGAGUUGAAGUCAAGGAUAUUGUCCGGAAAUGUCUAG
Ixodes scapularis (black-legged tick) is the source of this 1569-nucleotide messenger RNA. Its product is annotated as 4-coumarate--CoA ligase 1-like. Bases 1 to 1569 code for a protein of 522 amino acids. Gene Ontology annotation, molecular function: CoA-ligase activity. Lineage: Eukaryota; Metazoa; Arthropoda; Arachnida; Ixodida; Ixodidae. The transcript is spliced from 9 exons. The record is from RefSeq and is a predicted model, not a curated record.